Molecule: messenger RNA, 1731 nt
Organism: Humulus lupulus (European hop)
Lineage: Eukaryota; Viridiplantae; Streptophyta; Magnoliopsida; Rosales; Cannabaceae
Product: mitochondrial adenine nucleotide transporter ADNT1-like
Exons: 8
Coding region: 312-1397 (361 amino acids)
Biological process (GO): transmembrane transport
Source: RefSeq, a predicted model, not a curated record
UCUCAAGUAAUAAACAGACGCCGUCACUUUGAGAGAGAGCUCCCGAAGUAUCGACCUUCAUUUCCAGGGUUCAGGCUCAGCUCCCCCAAAGCCGCCGUCAGUCACCGCCGUAUCUGUACCACCAUAGCCACUGCUGGUGGUGGAAGGGAAUGUUGUUGUGGUAGAGGCACGUUUUUUUCCCGUAAGAAGAAAACCAUUCCUAGUCUUCUGAUCAAUCACCGGAAUUAGCUGCGGCUGCGGGGAAGUAUUUUCAGAUCAAAUUUUCCCGAAGACCUAGGGUUCCGGAGAGCCAAUCACCGAGCUUGAUAAAUAUGGCUUCGGAGGAUGUUAAACAGAGCGAAUCUGCGGUUUCGACGAUUGUCAAUCUGGCUGAGGAGGCCAAGCUUGCGAGAGCUCGUGAGAGUGUGGUAAACGCGCCCAAGCACAACCUUGCGCUUCUUAGUAUAUGCAAAUCUCUUGUUGCUGGUGGAGUCGCUGGAGGAGUGUCACGCACAGCUGUUGCUCCUUUAGAACGGUUGAAAAUAUUACUACAGGUCCAGAAUCCCCAUAACAUAAAAUACAAUGGAACAAUUCAAGGUUUGAAAUAUAUCUGGAGAACUGAAGGUUUCCGAGGAUUAUUUAAAGGAAACGGUACCAACUGUGCCCGUAUAGUCCCAAACUCUGCUGUCAAGUUUUUCAGCUAUGAGCAAGCUUCUAAGGGAAUAUUGCUUAUGUAUCAGCAACAAACUGGCAACGAGGAUGCUCAACUCACACCUCUCUUGCGACUCGGGGCUGGAGCCUGUGCUGGAAUUAUUGCCAUGUCCGCGACUUACCCAAUGGACAUGGUACGAGGGAGGCUAACUGUGCAGACAGACAAAUCUCCGUAUCAGUACAGGGGAAUGUUUCAUGCUCUCUCAACUGUACUCAGAGAGGAGGGCGCCAGGGCUUUGUACAAAGGUUGGCUUCCAUCAGUUAUUGGAGUGGUUCCUUACGUUGGUCUCAACUUUGCCGUUUAUGAAUCUCUCAAGGAUUGGCUAAUCAAAGCUAAGCCAUUUGGGCUUAUUGAUGAAUCUGACACUGAGUUGAGCGUGACAACAAGGUUGGCAUGUGGAGCUGCUGCUGGAACUGUCGGGCAGACUGUUGCUUACCCACUUGAUGUUAUUCGCCGGAGAAUGCAGAUGGUGGGUUGGAAUAAUGCUGCCUCUGUUGUUACUGGUGAUGGAAGGAGCAAGGGCUCACUUGAAUAUAAAGGGAUGGUUGAUGCCUUUAGGAAGACUGUUCGACAUGAGGGCUUUGGGGCGUUGUACAAGGGAUUAGUCCCAAAUUCUGUCAAGGUAGUCCCGUCGAUUGCAAUUGCAUUCGUUUCGUACGAGAUGGUGAAGGAGAUAUUAGGAGUGGAGAUCAGAAUAUCUGACUAGAGAAGAAUGAAGUGGAGGAUAUUUGUGUGCUAUUUUUGUAGGAAAGGGGAUAGAGAGAUGGUAAAACUAGGGGUAAUUUCUUUCUUUCUUUUGUCUUGCCAAGUUAGUAGCUGCUAUUGAGCUUGUUGUUUAUAAAUUGCUGUCCCUUUGUUUUUCCGUCUUUGUUUCCUUGUGAACGCAUAUAUGAGUAGGUUUCAACUCAUACGCCAAUAAAUGUUUUUGACACUUUCAUAAAAUGCAUUUGCUUGCAUUCCCCUCUACAAGAAUUAAAGAGAGGUGGAUUCUCCAUUUGUACUGACUUUAUAUAAAUUUAAGUCUCUUUCCAAGUGCUCCA